This is a messenger RNA of Toxorhynchites rutilus septentrionalis, 3144 nucleotides long. RefSeq lists its product as uncharacterized. Gene Ontology annotation, cellular component: membrane. The record is from RefSeq and is a predicted model, not a curated record. Gene Ontology annotation, molecular function: ligand-gated monoatomic ion channel activity. The transcript is spliced from 8 exons. NCBI's taxonomy places the organism in Eukaryota, Metazoa, Arthropoda, Insecta, Diptera, Culicidae. The coding region runs from base 1 to 3144 and encodes 1047 amino acids.
AUGAACGAUGGUUCGCAAAUCGAUUCUUUUAGCAAUCCGUUAUUAUCUGGCAUAGAGCUGAGUUGUAAUGUGUUUUUCAUACAUCAAGAUUCCAUCCUAAACUUCAUGGAUCAAUUCAUUGAGUGUCACGAUGAAGCCACUUACAGAAAUUCAGACAAGACUAUCAUUCUCCUCAUGGACAACGCACAACCUAAUGAAGAGAAUCUUCUCGAACAAAUAAGCGGGCGUCCCAAUCUUGUAGAAGUUAUGAAUUUGCUGAUUCUCAAACCUAUUGUCAAUAUGGAUUCGAUUGAUCUUCUAACCCAUCGUUUAGUUGGGCUUGCCGAAGAAUCCACCGACUUGCUUCUGUUGGAUGUCUUCGAUGUGGUCAACGAAACAUUUCGCUAUGGAGCGCCACUAUUCCCAGAUAAAAGCUCCAAUUUGCUUGGAAAACCUAUUCGAUUGGCGACGUUCAAUGUAACUCCGCAUGUUUUUAUUGAGAAAGGCGAGACUAGUGAUCCACUAGUAAAAUUAGGAAAUGAUGGGUAUCAAAUUGAUGGAAUCGGUGUUCUGCUGAUGGUGGAAUUCUGUCGACGAUACAACUGUUCGAUUGAACUGGUCUUUGACGAAAUUAAUAUGUGGGGUAAAGUCAAUGCUAACAAAACCGGUGACGGAGUUCUUGGGAAUUUGGUGGAAAGGAGAGCUGACAUUGGCAUUGGAGCGUUGCAUACUUGGUACGAGUACCUAAAGUAUUUGAGUUUUUCUAAGCUCAUUCAAAGAAACAGUGUCAGCUGUUUUGUGCCGAAACCAAAACUUCGGCCCGCAUGGAAAGACAUAUAUUUCGCCUUCUCAGUUCCUGUUUGGUACUCAACCGUAGUCGUUUUCUCCAUUAUUGUGUUUAUUCAUCAUUCAAUCGAUCGACUAAAUUUAUCAAAGAUUGAUCAACGCAGCAUUGCUCGAAAUUGCUUGAAUUUGUGGGCAAUAUUCCUCCAACAAACGGCUUACAUACGCAGACGAACUGUUUCUGAUGUUGUCCUAUCUGUAACGCUGUUGGUGUUCACCUUCAAUUUAGUUAACAUCUACUCAAGCAGGUUUUCAAGUUUAAAAACGAUUCCAACUCUUCUCCCAUCCAUCGACACCUUAGAUGACCAAGCCAGAAGUGGUCUCUCAUUGUUGCAGACGCAUGAAGCAUGUGUUUUCUCGUUGAUUCUACUGGACAAUCCUAUAAUUCAAACUCUGUUAUCCAGAUUCCAAGCCCGAUCUCCUUCAAUUUUGCGACUGUUAGCUGAUGAGGGUAACACUGCAUUCUUAAUCGGACGUUUGAAUAACGGCCAUUUCAUGAUCGGUGAAUGGAUCACCACGGAAAAUGUUCAUAACUACCAGCUCAUGAGGGAUGAUCUAAUAUUCAGCAAUCCUAACGAUCUAUUGGCAGAAUUGAAUAUACUAUCACCGAUUCCAAUAGUUAUCUUGGAGUUAAAUGGAAGUUCAGGAAUCAUUCUUACCGAUGAUCCACUGCUCACUGGGAUAGAUCUCGGAUGCGAUUCGUUCAUCGUACAUCAGGAUUCCAUUAUCAACUUCAUGGAUCAAUUUAUCGUGAGUCAUGAUGAAGCCACUUACAGGAAUCCUGAUAAAACGGUAAUUUUACUCAUGGAUGGAGUCCAAGUUGUAGAACAGAGCCUCCUCGAAGCACUACGCGAUCAUCCCAAUCUAGUGGAAAUUAUGAAACUACUUAUUCUGAAACCAUCUGCCAAUAUGGAAGCCAUUGAACUUUUGACACAUCGUUUUGUUGGGACUGUUGAAGAAUCCAUCGAUUUGCUUCAGUUGGACACCUUCGAUAUUCCGAGCAAUACCUUCCGUUAUGGGAAGCACUUAUUUCCAAAUAAGACCUCCAAUCUACGAGGGAAGCCUAUCCGGGUGACGACAUUUAAUAUUCCACCAUUCGUGAUUCUGCGAAAAAACGAAUAUUCUGAUCCUUUGGUAAAGUCUGGUAAUCAGAUCUAUCAAAUGGAUGGAGUCGACGGGCAAAUGAUGGUGGAGUUCUGUCGCCGGUACAACUGUUCGAUGGAAUUACAAAUUGAGGAUGUUGAUAUGUGGGGAAGAAUUAAUGCGAAUGGAGUAUUUGGCAAUCUGGUAGAAAGACAAUCCGAUGUUGGAUUAGGAGCGUUGGGUAAUUGGAACGAUCCAUUCAAGUAUCUGAUCUUUUCAAAGCCUCUGCAAAAAGGUGGUAUUACUUGCCUCACACCGAAACCGACGCUUCUACCAUCGUGGAGAGUGAUGUUAAUAGCUUUCUCAAUUCCGGUUUGGAUCCUAACAUUUUUAGUUUUUUUCAUUAUCGUUUUUUUGCAUCUUUUGAUGGAUCGAUUGAACCAAACUGAAAUGAACCAACAGAAUAUCGCUCGAAAUUUCCUAAAUUUAUUGGCUAUUUUCCUCCAACAAACGGUCAACAUUCGAAAGCCAAAUCCGUCGGGUGAUAUUUUAAAUGUCAUGUUGUUGAUGUUUACUUUUAAUUUAGUGAACACUUAUUCAAGUAGGAAUGCUAGUUUGAAAACUAUUCCACUUUUCGGACCGUCCAUAGAUACCAUAGAAGACCUAGCUCAGAGCGAUCUCAUAUGGCUGCAGAUGCAUGACACGUGGACACUUUCAUUAUAUUCGUCGGAGAACCCCACAAUCAUAAAACUGAUAUCCAAGUUCCGAGCCGAGUCCCCUCCAAUGCUGAGAGAGCUGGCUGAUCAGGGAAAUGUUGCUUUUGCAAUCGCUCGCUCGAAUAACGGGAAUCUCAUGAUCGGCGAAUGGAUAACCGCUGAAAACAUUCACAAAUAUCAAGUCAUGAAAGAAGAUUUGUUCUAUAAUUACGAUAUAUUCAUGGCAACAAAAACCUGGCCUCUGAUGGAACAGGUCAACAUGUUGGCGAUGCGAACAGUGGAAGCCAAUAUCCGUCAAUAUCAAGAAUUAAACGUGAUUUAUAAAUACGGUGAUUACUACGUUCAAACUGUAGUCGCUAAUUCUCGUUUGCGGGAACCGAAUGCACAUCGUCCUCUGAAUGUGACUGACAUUCUAGUUGGAUUUUUUGCCUUAGGAGCUCGAGCGCUUUUGGCAAUUAUUGCAUUUGUGAUGGAGAACUCGUCGUUUAAAUCAAAACGAAAGAUAUCAAAAAUAUGUUUUUAA